Belonocnema kinseyi is the source of this 1476-nucleotide messenger RNA. Its product is annotated as ubiquitin-like protein 7. NCBI's taxonomy places the organism in Eukaryota, Metazoa, Arthropoda, Insecta, Hymenoptera, Cynipidae. Bases 128 to 1195 code for a protein of 355 amino acids. Gene Ontology annotation, cellular component: cytosol. Gene Ontology annotation, molecular function: polyubiquitin modification-dependent protein binding. Gene Ontology annotation, biological process: ubiquitin-dependent protein catabolic process. The record is from RefSeq and is a predicted model, not a curated record. The transcript has 4 exons.
UCAUUGCCUCUGACAGUUUGCUGUGUCAUACUGUCAUUUGCGUUUAGUUUACAACCUCAUUGAUGUAAACAGAUUCUUCGUAUCUUCGUAAAAUUAACUCAAUUCUGAAUAAAUUUUUGAUUCUAAAAUGACUACGGAAUUAGUUUUGAGUGUGCGUUUACCAUCCCAAACGCCGUCGACAUAUAAAUUAAGUGAUAUAAACUUGAAAAAUAAAGUUGAAGAACUAAGAAAUGAGGCUGCAGGAAAAACUAACCUCCCUAAAGAUUCGUUCGAACUCAUCUACUGUGGCUGCAUUUUAGAGGACGAUGCCACACUCGAGUCAUGUGGCUUAAAAAAUGGAGCAACGGUUCACAUUUUGAAAAAAAAUGCUCCAGAAACACCUGUUCCUGCGAAAUCUAUUUCAGACAUCAGCGUAACACAACUUGCAAAUGCUUUUCAAUCUUUCAAUGCGAAUCCUGCUCUUCGCAGUGCUUUACAUCGGUUAAGUAAGCGCCCGGAAGUUAUAGAGAAUAUCAUAUCUUCGUCUCCAGGACUCAGCGAAGAUGCUGUUGCAAUCGCAAUGCUGCAAGAUCCUGAUUUGAUGGCUCAUUUCACCGACCCGGACACAGUUAAAAGAAUCGCUGAACUCCAUCCACUUCUGGUGGAAGCAGCUCAGCACAUAUCAACAGCUGUCCACGAGGAAGCUCACAACAGUGCAGCCAGCAGUUCCGAUCCUUCAAGUUCAAAUGCACCCUCAACAGCUUAUUCUUACAGUUUGGAUAAUAUGAGCGACGACGAAGAAAUGGCUGGCGAUUCAUCCCAGUCAUCAGAUUCCGCUCUAGGUAGACAUCAGUCCAAUUCAGCGAUCACGACAGCUCAAUUGGCUGCAGCUCUAUCGAGAGCUGGAGGAAGAGGCUUUCCUCACAGUGGCUCAUCAACCUCAUCUUCGAGAGCCAGCAGGAAUUCAGGAUUAAUCACGACUGAAAUGUUUUCCCAAGCAAUGCAACAGGCAUUUGCAUCGGCUCCUGCUCCUGCUGCUCCUGUUUCUGCUGCUGCGUCAACCACUCCUCAAUCCGUCGAUAUUCAGAGACAAUUGGCGCAAAUGCACGAAAUAGGACUUUUGGAUGACGCUGUCAAUCUUCAGGCUCUCCAGGUUACUAGUGGUGAUGUACAAGCGGCGAUUGAAUUAGUUUUUAGCGGAUUCAGUGAUAAUUGAAUAAGUAGUGCAGUGUUUGAAAUACAGAUUUUUCUCUAGUGUUUUCCACCUUUGGCAAUGAUUCUUUCAAAUUUUGUAUUGCUUUCAUAUCAGUUUAUUAAUAAUAAGAAUCGUUAGUGAUUAGUUUUAUAAAUCAUUAAGUUGUGAAAUAUAAUUGGAGUGGAUGUCGAUAUUUUUGGAAAAAUGGUCACUUUAAGUAGCUUCUGGAAUAAUAAGAUUUGUGUUUGCGAACUAAAAAUUUAGGGCAGAUAAUUAUAAAAUAAAUUCGCGUUGGUACCUAA